AGUCAGUGUAAGGAGUGCGGAAUUUAUUAGUGACAUACCGAAGUAUCUGUGGACUUAAGCCAACCUUGUAGCUGAUCUCUGUUUCAAAAAAAGUCAAGGAAUGGAAGCAAAAAUGAGUAACGGCACACCGAAUGCCACUGGCCAACCAGCUAACGACAAAAUCGAGCUAAUCAAGAAAUAUCAACUUGUACCAUUAAUUUUUAUAAUUGUCAUUGGUUUUUUCGCAAACUCCGUGGUUUUAAUCUAUGGUAUUCAUAAAAGAAACAUGAUCAAGCAUUAUAGCAAUUAUUUUGUCUUGAGCAUGGCUGUAGCGGACUGGUUGAUAAUUUUUACUAUACCUUUCCAUUUAUUCGAGUAUCUAGAAGGUUACCAUGGUGUUCAUAAUGCAUUCUGUACCUACAUCAUACCUAUACGUGAAACAUUCCAGGGAGUAGUCAUUUUAAGCAUAUCCACUCUCGCAAUCAUGCGUGUACGGCAAGUGACGACAUAUCCACUAAAACAGUUUUCAAAGCGCUCAUGCCAGAUAAUUGUCGUAGCCAUUUGGAUCGUAAGCUUCUUUAUUUGCACAGUGCCGUUUUAUGAUGGUGUGUAUGCCUUUGACGAAGGUGGCGUAUGUGAUCCACAUUAUACCAGCCCAUUACGAAUGCGUGUUCACGUGACGUUGCUAGUUUGCCUUCUUUUAUCGCCAAUGUUGAUAGCGACAAUAGCUUAUCUCACAGUCAUUAGAAGGAUUUCGCAGGUCCUUGCAAGAGAUUCGGAAAAUGAGCAUUCUAGUAAUAACAAAAGGAUCACAUAUUUGUUGAUUGCAUUAAUUGCAUCAUGUUGGAUAACAUUUGGUGUUGUAUCUAUACACCAUUUGAUAAUUUUGUACGCUCGACAACACCUGAAUACACUACUAUGGCACAUAGGGGUACCUUUGUAUCUUGGAGGAUCAGCUUUAAAUCCAGUCUUAGUAAUAUUAACAAUGCCUGAAUAUCGUCCAUGCAAUGAUGUCCAAUUUCGAUGCUUGCGAAAACCUCGUGUUGCUGACGAAGUAAACGAACUCAGGAGAAAUAAAAUCGUAUCAUCUUCUGUGUAAACGUUCCUAUUUUCUCAACCUUUAUCUUUUGUAUGUAAAAUGGAAACAGCUUACUAUCAUUUGACUACUUUAUAUAAAGAACCUUCACUUUCUGUAACAUUUAAAUUCAGUAACACAACUUGGUAUUAUUUUUUACAUACUUUUUUUGUACUCAUAAUUUUUUACACAAAUGUAAAUAUUGUAAUUUUGAUUUUUAGCCAAUAUAUGUAAACUAUGGGCAAUCAAUUUACGCAAACUAUAUCACAAUAACAUAGGAGACUACCAUUGUAAAUGCAACUUACUAUUCUUGAAAAUAUGUUUACAUUAUAUAUAAUUCAAUAAAAAGAUUUUCGAGCUA
This is a messenger RNA of Xenia sp. Carnegie-2017, 1415 nucleotides long. RefSeq names its product mu-type opioid receptor-like. Gene Ontology annotation, cellular component: membrane. Gene Ontology annotation, molecular function: G protein-coupled receptor activity. Lineage: Eukaryota; Metazoa; Cnidaria; Anthozoa; Malacalcyonacea; Xeniidae. Gene Ontology annotation, biological process: G protein-coupled receptor signaling pathway. The transcript has 2 exons. The record is from RefSeq and is a predicted model, not a curated record. Bases 101 to 1078 code for a protein of 325 amino acids.